GCAUGGAGCAGGACUAUGGAAGUCACCAAGAAGGUGGGGGGCCCUGAUACAUCAGGCCCCCAAAGCCACUCCUUGGCCAGCAGCAAGCAGCCAGGGGUUGGCCUCAGAGGCUCCCAGGGACUGUGGAUAAAUUCGGGAACUGUAUACUUCGGGCAGGGGUUGUCAUUGUCCACUGAGGCCGUCACCGAUGGGACCUGUGGCCCUGCCUCCCAGGCUCAUACCCCUGAACCCAUUCACCAGCUACACCAGGACCCUGCUAAGGUUAGCUCCCAGUGUGGCUGUGAGCGGGCCUCCCAAGAUACCCUGAGGUUCCCCUCUACUGGUCCAUUUCCAAGCUCCAUCGUGGGAACUCAAACGCAUCUUGUUGUAGAGAACAGGACUGUGACCCUACCCAUGUGCACACGCAGCAACAGCACCAGUGACAUGGCCCAGGAUGGAUUCUGCCGCUCCGGGCUUCAGGUGCAGAUUGCAGGGCAGGUCAAGUCUCCAGCUAAAGUCCUGGUAGGCUGGGGCAAAGGCCCCUGCAGCCCUGACCAGAUAGCCCCCUGGGGCAGCAGGAAGAGCCGGUGGCUACCCUAUUUCCUUUCAGGGCAGGAUGGCUCAGCUGCAGCCCAAGGACCUCCUCUGGCUCCAACCCAAGGUCAGGGCCAGAGCAAGUACCCAUGUUCAGCCCACACUCCUCCAACUCCAUCUCAGGCAAAUACUUCAGCUGUGGAUACAACCCAAAUGCCAACAGCAGCUGAACUUUAUACCUGUAACCCUGACCACUCGACAGAUACCACUGCCAUCACCAAAGACCUGUCCCGAGACCUCCUGCUCAGAAAGUGUGGCAAUCAAUGGUCAGUUGUCUUGGAGUCUUCCGCAGUGGUCACAACCUGCCAGGACAAAGUGGAUUUUCAUUUUCAGGAGGAGCCUCCUGCCCCAGCACCCACUCCAAAGGAGUCCUCAGACCAUGUCCAAGAACUUGAGGUUGCCAGAAUGCAGGUGUUACCCAACCAGCCCAAAAACCCAGCAGAGAAGCCCCUGGUCUACACUUCCAGGCCAGACAGCCCAACACCAAGCUCAGGACCCCUGGGGACACCCAAGUCCCAGAGGAGUAGUCAUGAGAUCUGCUCUCAGCCAGACCAGCAGCCUCUCGAUGUUCGCAACAAUACUUGCUCCAACAUGCCAGCGUCUGCCUACCAAGUAUCCUGCCACAACGAGCCCCCAGUCCAGUCUCCUGAGGAAGCCAUACAGACUUCCCCUUCCGGUGCCCCUACCUGCCAGCUCCGGGAUGCUGUGGAAGACCAAGUGAUGGUAUUUGAUAUGGCCACGGGCAACACCAGGAUGGGGCUGCUGUGCCAUGACCCCACGGGUUCACGGGCAGUGCUGGUGGGCCUCAUGCCCAGUCACCCAUCCUUCUAUGUCCCUGAAAAUGUAUUGUCUACUCGACUGUUACCUGUGCCAAUCUUUUCCCUUGACAAUCGCUCCAGAUUCUGGUCCACUUCACCCAUGCUGUCCUGCCCAGUGCCCUCUAACCUCUCAUCAGGAAGCUACUCAGAGGUGCCCCUGGUUCCCAAAGAGGCCAAUCUCAACCUGGAGUCAUGGGGCUCCCCUGGUAUUGAGACACCCAUCAGACUGUUCACUGGGCCCAUUCCACUGGGGAUGCCCCUCCAAUUUGGUGAGAGGAUAUUGAGCCAUGUUCAUGAGCCUGGCUGGUCCAAACCUGAUGCUGAAAAAAAUGAAGCUAGUCACACCAUCUGGAUGCUGGAUACAUACAGGAUGCAGGAUACCUCCAAGGUCCAGCCCAAGAAACUACAGUGGAUGAACUCAGAGCUGACCCCAGAGCCUGCUCCACAAGCCAAAACCCAGGAGAUGUCCAGAUCCCUGCUCCAGGAGGACAUAGGCACACACAACCAGAAAGUGGUCCUUACUGCUCACCCUGACAACCUUAGGGUUGAAGGUGCUGGGCAGGCCUCCCUCAGUGGUCGACCCCUGGCUGGACAGCCCCCUCCAACUGCUCAGCCUCCUGCUGCUGACCAGUGCUCCCUCACCAGGCAGCUCCCUCUUCCUGGUCAGCCCCCUCUCACUGGAGCCCCUCUUGCCAGGCAGCUUUCUCUCACUGCAAAGCCUCCUUUUUUUCAAGAACCCCUCAUUUCCAAAGAGCCCAUCAUCUCAGGAGGAUCCUCCAUCCCCAGGGAGACUGGCCAGGCCUCCACCUUGCAACAAGAAGGGGAGUCCUUGGGCUUGCCAGCCCAUGUAGGGCUACCUCAGGUGCCCCUGGCCCCUGAGGAGACCUGUGUCUACAUGAGUAAAGAAAAGGUCAGUGUUGGUGCCGCUCAAAGAGCCAGCACACAUCAGCUCUUAUCCUGGCAACCUGGCAGCCACCCUGGAACCCAAGAGGAGCAGUUUUCCCUGGUCACAUUCUCUACACCCAGCACUGGCUGCAAGGUCUUGCCUGUGGCCAUGGUGGGUACUGACCCCCAGGGUCUCCAGUUUAAGAUGAUGGCUGAGAACAUUACAUACUCACCAGUGGUUGCACACCUUGGCCUGCUCCGUGGGGCCUGCUAUGAACUGGUACCUGCCAUGGAUACUCUGCUGGUGCAGUCCCCACUGCUCUGCCGCCAUUCACUGGGUCCCUACCAGGACAUGGCAGCUGUGGUGAUUGACACAGGCACAGGCUUCACCAAAUGUGGACUGGCUGGAGAGGACCACGUCCUCAGUGUGGUGUCCUCACGUGUCCAACUGCUACAGCACCCAGCCCAGGAAAAGCCUCAGUAUGCGGUGCCUGAGGACCAAGAGGGCUCCUGUUCGGUGCUGAAUCGAGGAGUGGUCUCUGACUGGGAUGCACUGGAGGUGCUGUGGCAGCACUUGUUUUACUGCAGGCUGGGUGUGCAGCCGGAGGAGCUGGCUGUCCUCGUGGCUGACUCGCCCAUUUCACCACGCACCAACCGAGAAAAGGUGGCUGAAAUACUCUUUGAACGGUUCCAUGUUCCAGCCAUGCAGACGGCGCAUCAGGCCCUGCUGGCACUCUAUGCUUAUGGGCGCACCACUGGGCUGGUGCUGGGGAGUGGCCAUGGCACCUCCUACGUGGCGCCUAUCCUCACUGGGGAUCUGGCCCCACUUGACACCUACCGGCUAGAUGUGGCCGGUGCUGACCUCACUGAAUACCUGGCUCAGCUACUGCUGGCAAGUGGCCACUCGUCACCCAAGACAGGGUUGGUCAACCAGAUUAAAGAGGCCUGCUGCUACGUGGCCAUGGACACAAAAGCUGAGAUGGCCCGCACCCAGGCUCAGGCCCGAAUGGACUUCGUGCUUCCAGAUAAGCAGGUCAUCACCCUGGGUUCUGAGCGUUUUUCCUGCCCUGAGGCCCUCUUCCAGCCCAAUCUGCUAGGCCUCAACCAGCCUGGUCUCCCACAACUAGCGCUUUUAAGCAUCAGCGGGCUAGAGGCCAAGCAGCAGGAGCAGCUGCUGGCCAAUGUGGUGCUGGAAGGUGGCACCACCCUGGUGAAUGGCUUUUCUGAGCGCCUAAGACAGGAGCUGGGCCCCCGAGCCACCGUGCUGGGCUCUCCCCACCGUGCUGUUGCCGCUUGGCUUGGAGGCUCCAUCAUGGCAUCCCGGGACUCCUUCCAGAGCCUGUGGCUCAGUCGCCAUGAGUACCAGGAGGAAGGCCCCUGGGCCAUCUACAAGUACCAUCUGUGAGCACAUAAAAGUUCUGGCUCUGCUUACUUUGA
This is a messenger RNA of Suricata suricatta (meerkat), 3713 nucleotides long. RefSeq lists its product as uncharacterized. The transcript has a single exon. The coding region runs from base 16 to 3681 and encodes 1221 amino acids. Lineage: Eukaryota; Metazoa; Chordata; Mammalia; Carnivora; Herpestidae. The record is from RefSeq and is a predicted model, not a curated record.